AUGACUGACGGUGUUGACAUGUCCACUACAAUAAUCAAUUUGGAGGUGACACUGUUUCCACUCUUCCAGCCAAUCACAUGGCGCCUCUGGUGUUUGGACCUGCAGCACAUGUGUCGGCACGGUGACUCAUCCGACCUAUGCCACCCCGAGGCAGAAUUUGAUGAAAAGUGGGGGGAUAGUCCUUCUCUGCCACUAAGAGAAUGGAAGGAUUCUGAUGAACCGUUGGAUGUGCAGAUGUUUGAUGAAAUGGUGAAUGGAGAGGUGGAGACCGAUGCAGGUGAAUGUGCAAAUUGGAGGUAA
Molecule: messenger RNA, 300 nt
Organism: Hydatigera taeniaeformis
Lineage: Eukaryota; Metazoa; Platyhelminthes; Cestoda; Cyclophyllidea; Taeniidae
Source: the annotation of a GenBank genome assembly